[Torrubiella] hemipterigena is the source of this 873-nucleotide messenger RNA. The record is from the annotation of a GenBank genome assembly. NCBI's taxonomy places the organism in Eukaryota, Fungi, Ascomycota, Sordariomycetes, Hypocreales, Clavicipitaceae.
AUGAGGGCCAACAAAAAUCGCAAAAAUCUUCGACGCUAUCUUAGCAAUGUGCCUCAAAUGCUCCCGUUUGUGCCACAUUAUAGAGCAAAAGGCUCCAAUGUUCGCCGCAACCAUCGCUACCAGCCUCGACAUAUACGAGGCUUUGAGCCAUGGCCCGAUUUCAACGCUGAAACUAUUGUGGACAAGUACAAAUAUGAAAUGCGCAGAUUCAUUGUUAAUGACCCCUUCCCGGACACUCCUCCCUUAUAUAUUGGAAAUGAGUAUUCUAUCUCCCAUCGAUUAUGGGAGUAUCUUGGCCCUCGCGUACGACGAUCACUUCGAACUGGAUUUAAACCACCACCUAUGGGACAUACUCCUGUUUUAUGGAAUUUAGGAGAUCUAUCCCCUUCAAUGGAUCUAUACGGAUCAUCCCCAGACCUUACCUUCUAUACUACAGAGCCGUUUACAGUUGGAGAUGUGUUGUUUCCACCACGCCACAACCGGUUGCCAGGUGAAAUUAAACCAUCUAGCAAGUGGAAUUCCGGUAUGGCUGGCGGAACUGCUAUCGAGUUGGAGUAUCUGCAAGCUGUUAGUCAACUGAACUACUAUAUGCAUAUUCACAAGGCCAGAUAUGGCUAUAUCUUAACCGACCGCGAAUUGGUUGCUUUUGAACGCAUCCCAACAAAACAUUACAGUAUGGCUCGAUUUAAGCGAUCGAACCCUAUAUCGUGGAUUCCAACGGAACUUCACGAUAUAGAGCGCACGCCAACAGUGUUAAUGGCCCUGUGGUAUUUGGGAAUGCUUGCUGCUGGACCGGAUUGGGCGAUUGAUACGCACGAUAUACCUAAACCUACCGCUCCCCGUACCAUUCAGUUACGAGGACCACGACAAUAA